Molecule: messenger RNA, 1904 nt
Organism: Trichoderma reesei QM6a
Lineage: Eukaryota; Fungi; Ascomycota; Sordariomycetes; Hypocreales; Hypocreaceae
Exons: 1
Coding region: 421-1563 (380 amino acids)
Source: RefSeq, a predicted model, not a curated record
UCUUUAUCCCGUUGCAACUGUCUUGCAUUGCAUUCCGGACAAGGAUCAAAGGGCACCACUCGACACUCAACCGCAACGUGAACAAUCUACAAAAGGCUCUUGAUACCCACCUUUGUUGCCUUGUUCCCUUUCACUCUUACACCAACCAACCAACCAACCAGCCAGCAAGACGAGCAACGGGACAUAUACCUGGAUCUGUUAUCGCCUUUCAACAGAGAUAGAACACAACGAGUCUUGAUAGUCCCGUCCCGCCUGACCGUGACCUGAGCAUCAGCAUCUGCUUGUCGUCGUCUACACCACACACAAAAGGGCCAGCUUCGGCUCAUACCCUCGCCAUCAGAGAUAUAUAUCUUGUCCAUCUCAGGCUUGCUACAUCUCCUGCGUACGACGCGCACCAUUACCCGUCGCAACUCGGACACAAUGUGCACCACCAACGUCUACACCUACGUCUACUCAGACGGCCACAAGGAACAGUCGCGCCAGCCCGUCCUCUGCCACAAGUCGCAGCACGGCCAGCCCUGUCCCAACAACGUCGUCUUCCAGCACCCCAACCAGUUCAUCCAGUACAACGACUCAGCACUGGGCACCUCGCCCAGCUCUCCCUUCGUCAGCCAGUUCCCGCCCACGCCCACAUACAGCCCGCGAUCCGGUACACCAAACUACCGCUCUGGAGACGAGUCAGACCGUUCGCGCCGCAGCAACUCAAGCUCACGGCGCCGCUCUUCCAGCCUCUACAUCAACGGACAAAAGGUGAUUGACCUGGAUCGCCACAAUGCAGGCUCACGGCGCGAGCGCAUCGUCUUGGUCGAAAGCCCGCCCACUCCGCGGACUCCUCCCACUUCCUUCAACUUUCCCAGCACAGCGCCGCCCUCGCCUAAUGCCAGCGCCAACGCUUUCGCCUCUACUUCCAUGUAUGGCUCUUCUCCCCGGGGAUCCGACUCCAGCUUUUCCCGCCGGCCCAUCAUUGUCGAUGAGCGGACGCGACCAGAGCGUGUGGAGCGAGCCGAGCGGGUAGAGCGACCUCGCAUCCAGGUCGAGGUGGUGGAGGCAGUCCCUUCGGGGCGGACUUCCAAGCAUGAUCGUCACUCUUCCACCAGCUCCCGCGACAGCCACGGACGGAGCAGCGCAGAUGACGAGGAGACCAUGCGACGCCGCCGCGAGCGAGAAGAGCGACGGGUCGAGAAGCAGCGGGAGGAAGAGGAAGAGCGACAGCGCCGCAUCCGCCUGCGCAUCGCCAAGGCCAACGCCGAGAUCAACAAGCGGCCCCCGGUGCCGAUGCCUCCCGCGCCCCUGCGCGCCUCGUCUUUCAAGGCCGCAGCCGGCGGCGACGAUGAUGCCAACGUCAAGAAGCUCACAGACAGCGUGCGACGCAUGAGCUUUGAGGAGGAGCGCCGCGAGGAAAAGGCCCGCCUCCUCGCCCGCAAGGACGAGCAGCGCGAGGAGGACGAGGCCCAGCGCCAGCGCCUUGCCGAGCGCAUGAUGCCGAGGCGCCGGUCCACCGUCUCGGCGGGCAGCCGUCGCCACCGGGUGGUGUACGAUGACGGCGCCUACCGAUGGGAGUAAAGGCGAUGAUGCUCCUGGCGCCAUCGCUUCUCCCUUUCCCUCUGUCUCUGUGUCUACAUUGACAUGUUCUCUCUUUCCUUAUACUUGUAUUCCACCUUUCCUUUGUCUUGAUAUGAGCUAUCUAUAUCCUGGAUGACACGAGCAGAUUCCCGAUCCUGCUUGGAGGAGGUCGAAAGAGAAAAAAAGGUCUUUCUUACGACACAAAAAGUAAAAAAGAAAACAAACCACAAAAAAAAAGGGUUUCGCAGGGCACGCGUGUUUGGCAUUUGGUUCAUUACAAGCGAGCGAUGAUUUUCCUCCUCUGUUUCCCUUUGGAGAGGAUUUUCUUGUAUACUAUGACU